Molecule: messenger RNA, 1339 nt
Organism: Thamnophis sirtalis
Lineage: Eukaryota; Metazoa; Chordata; Lepidosauria; Squamata; Natricidae
Gene: PDCD6
Product: programmed cell death 6
Molecular function (GO): calcium ion binding
Source: RefSeq, a predicted model, not a curated record
CUUGUGUCAGAGAAGCAGAGGUGGCUGGUUCCUCUCUUCCCACCGAAGCUCGGACUGAAACCCGGAACUGGUUUUGAGGAGGCCUCUUCCUUAACGAGUAGGGGUGGGGUUGGUUUUCUUCUUUCCGCAGCUAUUCUGAUGCGGCAUGGCGUCUGUCGGCAUGCCUGAUCCGAGCUUCUUGUGGGGAGUCUUCCAAAGGGUUGAUAAAGACCGUAGCGGUAUCAUCUCCGACACCGAGCUCCAACAAGCACUUUCAAACGGAACAUGGACUCCAUUUAAUCCAGCAACUGUAAGAUCUAUUUUAUCUAUGUUUGACAGAGAAAACAAAGGUGGUGUAAACUUCAAUGAAUUCACAGGAGUCUGGAAAUACAUCUCUGACUGGCAGAAUGUUUUUCGCAGAUAUGAUAGAGACAACUCUGGAAUGAUUGACAAACAUGAAUUAAAGCAAGCCCUAACAGGUUUUGGAUACCGGCUGACUGACCAGUUCUACGAUCUCUUGAUUCAAAAAUUUGAUAGGCAAAGAAGAGGGCAAGUGGCUUUUGAUGACUUCAUUCAGUGCUGUGUUGUGCUUCAGAAAUGGACAGAUGUCUUCAGACGCUAUGAUACUGAUCAGGAUGGCUGGAUACAAGUGUCUUAUGAACAGUAUCUUUCUAUGGUUUUCACUGUUGUAUGACAGUAAUUAUUGUGUGUGAUUGAGGAAUAGAACUUUCAUACAGGUAGUUUCGACUUACAACCACAAUUGAGCCAAAAUUUCUGUUGCAAGGCAAGGCAGUUAUUAAGUGACUUGUUCUCCAUUUUUUACUUCUUUGCAAUCACUGCGGUUAUGAAGUGAAUCUUGCAGCCAUUAAGUGAAUCUGUCCCCUCAUUGACUUUUCUUAUUGGAAGCCAGCUGGGAAGGUUACAAAUGGUCCUCACAUAACCCCAGAAAAAUGCAACUGUCUUAAAUACAUGCAAGUUGCAAAGUGCCAAGUGACCAUGGAGAUGCUGCAAAAAUUGUAAGUUUGAAAAAUGGACGUGUCACUUUUUUCUGUGCAGCUGUAAAUAAGAAUAGUCACUAAACAAAUGGUUGUAGGUCAAAGACUACCUGUACAAGAAAAAUAGAUUACUUUCCUCCAUACAAUACAAUAUAUGUUUAGAAACACAUUGCUUAAAUAUUCUGUUUCUCAUUGCAAAAGGUGCUAUAGCUACCAGAUUCUGCAUUAUAUCAUGUAUAUUUUAUUGUUGGAAGUUAUCUUUAAAUGCCAAAAAGUAGAAUUCUUAUUCAGAUUUGCACAUUAUUGCAUGUAUCUUUUUAACAUAUAAAAUAGAAAAUAAAUGAAACAUUUAUCCUGUGUCUUCA